Corvus hawaiiensis (hawaiian crow) is the source of this 1608-nucleotide messenger RNA. Its product is annotated as nucleoside diphosphate kinase, mitochondrial-like. Gene Ontology annotation, molecular function: nucleoside diphosphate kinase activity. The record is from RefSeq and is a predicted model, not a curated record. Gene Ontology annotation, biological process: GTP biosynthetic process; CTP biosynthetic process; UTP biosynthetic process. NCBI's taxonomy places the organism in Eukaryota, Metazoa, Chordata, Aves, Passeriformes, Corvidae. The coding region runs from base 862 to 1554 and encodes 230 amino acids. The transcript is spliced from 4 exons.
UGGGCUUCCUGGGGCGCUGCCUGGUCCGGAGCCUCCCGCGGGGGCGGCCGGGCCUGAGCCCCGCCGGGCCCCGCUGCUACGGCUCCGGUGAGACCCGGCCCCGCCCCUGUCCUGCCCUGGGCACCCUUCCCUCAUCCCUGUCCUACCCCUGGGGACCCUGUCCCCAUCCCCAUCCUGUCCCCAGUCCCCUGCCUGUGCUGCCCCUCAGGGCUCCUGCUCCCAUCCUGUCCCCAUGGUGCCCCAUCCCCUCUCCGUGCCCGCGGUCCCCCAGCGCCCGUCCCUCCAUCCCGGGCGGAUGGCGGCUCCCUUGCGAGUCGGUGCCAGGGUCUGCUGUCCCCAGCCCCGUGUGCCGGCAUGGGGCAGAGGCCGGAGCUGGCGCUCCCUGAAGGUUCCAAGGGGUUUGGUGUCCCCAGGACUGGGAUGGGGGGACUCCUGUGCUGUCCUGCAGUUCAGCAGUGCCCAGGGCAGCGGGUGAGCUCAUGGGGUCGGUUCCUCCGGCUCUGUCCCCGCCAGCAUUGGGGCCACCCGGCCUCGCAGCCCGGGACGCGUCCCCGAAGCCUGGGAUUGGGAGUGAAGUGUCCUCUCUCCCUUCCCCUCCUUCCUGUCCCCUCUGUCCCUCCAGCGGACGGGAUGCGCUGUCCCUCGGGGACUUCUGUCCCCUCCCGCGGCGCAGCUGUGGCAGAGCCAGCGGCGGGGCGAGCCGCUGCUGCCCCACGGCGCUCGAUUUUCCUCUCCACCAGCGGAGGGCGGUGAGCAGGGACCCUCCGGGCAGGGGGAAGGACCCGGGGCCGAGAAGAAGACGGAGUCCCCAGCACCGGGACACGGCAGAGACAUCCCUGGCUUAAAGGCUCUUUCCUGGCCAUGGACACGUCCCCAACACCCACCAGGGCUUUGUGGCACGAACCCUGGCACCCCCGCCAGCCUGGGAGGCACAGCUUGUCCAGGGGACACGGCCCCGGGAUGGGAUGGGGACAGGGACGGGGGCCGAGUACAAGCCGUGGUGCCGCGGGGACAGCUUGGGCUCCUGCUGCCACCGGGGCCGUGUCUGGCGGGGUCCCGUGUCCCGCGGUGGUGACAGUGACCCGCGGUCCCCUCGCAGCCCCCCCGGCGCUGCAGGAGAAGACGCUGGUGGUGGCCAAGCCGGACGCGGUGCAGCGGCGGCUGCUGGGGGACAUCAUCCGGCGCUUCGAGCGCCGCGGCUUCAAGCUGGUGGCCAUGAAGCUGCUCCAGGCGGACCCGAGGCUCGUGGAGCAGCACUACGAGCAGCUGCGGCUGAAGCCAUUCUACCCCGCGCUCGUCGCCUACAUGACCUCGGGGCCGGUGGUGGCCAUGGUGUGGGAGGGCUACAACGCGGUGCGGUGUGUGCGGGCCAUGGUUGGGGACAGCGGCGCCGUGGGGACCAUCCGGGGCGAUCUCAGCGUGCACAUCACCAGGAACCUGGUCCAUGCCAGUGACUCCGUGGAGACGGCCCAGCGGGAGAUCGGCUUCUGGUUCCCGCGGGACGAGCUGGUGGCCUGGGACAGCAGGGACAGGGACAACAUCUACGGGCUCUAGGGCCAGCCCCCGGCCUGGGGGGGCCCCGCCCCCCAAUAAACCCCGGUGCCUCCA